ACUUGCCUCGUGACGUAGAGCAUCUGCGCCGAGACAGCGGCACGUGUUUUGUUUUCGUGAGAGUUGUGCGUGUCGCCGGUCCUGACAAAUUCAACUGUUUCUGUCGCGGAGUCGGGCGGAAAGCCGCAGCUACAGGCAUGGGGAAGAAACUCAAAGUCGGGAAGACCAGAAAAGACAAGUUCUACCACUUGGCCAAGGAAACAGGGUACCGCUCUCGGUCCUCCUUCAAGCUCAUCCAGCUGAACAGAAAGUUCUCGUUCCUGCAGAAGGCCAGAGCUCUGGUGGACCUGUGUGCCGCUCCGGGAGGAUGGUUGCAGGUGGCAUCCAAGUUCAUGCCUGUGUCAAGUCUUAUAAUCGGUGUUGACCUGGUGCCCAUCAAGCCCAUCCCCAACGUGGUGACCCUGCAGGAAGACAUCACCACUGAGAAGUGCAGACAGGCUCUCAGGAAGGAGCUGCAGACAUGGAAGGUGGACGUUGUCCUAAACGACGGAGCCCCUAAUGUGGGAGCCAACUGGCAGCACGAUGCCUUCUCACAGGCUCACCUGACCCUCAUGGCCCUCAAACUGGCCUGUGAGUUCCUGGCCAAAGGCGGCACUUUUGUCACCAAGGUUUUCCGCUCCAAAGACUACCAGCCGCUGCUCUGGAUCUUCCAGCAGUUCUUCAAGAAGGUGCAGGCCACCAAGCCGCAGGCCUCCAGGAACGAGUCUGCCGAGAUCUUCGUCAUCUGCCAGGGUUUUGUUGCCCCUGACAAAAUCGACAGCAAGUUCUUUGACCCGAAGCAUGCCUUCAAAGAGGUGGAGGUUCAGGCCAAGACUGUGAAAGACCUGAUUCCUGUCAAGAAGCCCAAGGCGGAGGGAUACACAGACGGUGAUCUGACACUCUACCACAGUUUCACACUGACGGCCUUCCUUAAAGCGGAGAACCCUGUGGACUUCCUGGGCAAAGCCAGCGAGAUCACCUUCGACAACGCCGACCUGGGGUCACACCAAGCCACCAGCGAUGAGAUUAAGGAGUGUUGUCGUGACAUCAAAGUCCUGGGCCGCAAAGAGCUCCGCCUGCUGUUGAACUGGAGGACCAAGCUGAGGAGAUACCUGGCCAAGAAACUGAGGACGGAGGCCAAGCAGCCCGACCUGGAGAUCAACUUAAGCUCUGACGAAGAAGCAAGCGAUGCAGAGGACGAGCCAGACCAGAAGAAACAGGCGGUUGAGGAAGAUGAGGAGGACGAGGAGGCAGAGAUGGAGAAGAAACUGGCGCAGCUGAAAGCCGAAGAGGUGGCCGACCUCAAACGGAAGAAGAGGAAGCUGCUGAAGGAGAGGAGGAAGCAGAGGGAGAGGGUCGAGCUGAAGAUGGACCUGCCAGGCGUCUCUAUCGCCGACACCACCGACUCAGCCAUGUUCUCCCUCAGCACCAUCAACAAAGCCAAGGCGCUUGCUGAAAUAUCCAAGGGCGACAUGCAGGGAGCAGACGCCCUAGCAGACGGAGAGGAGGACUUCCACUUCUCUGAGGAGGAGGACGAUGACGACAAAAUGUCCCUGGCCUCUGAUUUGGACGAUGAAGACCUGGAAGAGGUGGAGCAGAGACAGGAGGAACUGGAGAAGAAGGCAGCAAAAAAGAAGAAGGUGACCUUCAGUGAGAAGGAGGAGGAUGACGAAGGAGAGGAAAGUGGCUUGCUGGUGGAACUGGAAGAAAAGGAUGUGAAAAAAGAGCGAGAGACAAACCUGUGGUUCAGCAAGGGCAUCUUCUCUGAGCUCGGCCUGGAAGAAGACGCAGAGAGCGAACUCAGACAGGCUGAGUGGCUCCAGAGCAGGCAAACAACAGGAAAAGGCAAGAAGAGGAAGGCUGAGGAGGAGGAGGCAGAGGAACCAGUUCAGCAAGAGGAGGCGGAGGCGGAGGCGGAGGCGGAGGCGGAGGUGGAGGCGGGACCUUCACAGGAAGCUGAGGAGGAGAGUGACAGCGACUCAGACGAUGACAGCAGCGACGAUGAGAAGGAGAUUGCCAGGAUGAAGCAGGGCAGAGGGGCCGGUGGGCUCUCAGGAGCGGCUGAUGACGACGACUUCAAAGUUGUUCCUAUAGAAAGCACCAGUAAGCGAGCCAGGAUCCUGGACGCUGAAGGUUUGGCGCUGGGCUGCCAGAUCGCAACGUCCAAGAAGAGAGCCAGGGACCUGGUGGACGGCUCCUUCCACAGGUUUGCAAACUCGGAGCAGGAGUGGGAAAUUCCUGAUUGGUUUGUGGAAGACGAGAGGAAACACCGGAAGAAGCCGGUGCCCGUUACCAAGGAGAUGGUGGAGGAGUACAAGGAGAAAUGGAAGGAGAUCAACGCCCGGCCCAUCAAACGGGUGGCCGAGGCCAAGGCCAGGAAGAAGAGGAGGAUGCUGAAGAAGAUGGAGCAGGCGAAGAAGAAAGCGGAGGCGGUGGUCAACACAGUGGACAUUUCUGAGAGGGAGAAAAUGGCUCAGCUGAAGAGUAUCUACAAGAAAGCAGGCGUGGGCAAAGAGAAGAGAGAAGUGACGUACGUGGUGGCCAAGAGGGGCGCCGGCAAGAAGGUGCGUCGUCCCGCCGGCGUCAAAGGAGUCUUCAAAGUGGUGGACAGCCGCAUGAAGAAAGACAUGCGGGGAAUGCAGAGGAAAGAGCAGCGCGCCCCUGGGGGCAAAGGCAAGGGAGGCAAAGGCAAGGGAGGCAAAGGCAGGCCGGCAAAAGGCGGUAAAGGAGGGGUGAAGAGCGGAAAAGGGCGCAAAGGAAAAUAAAUAUGAACCUGUCGCUCCCGCAGGCCUGACUUGUGACCUCUUGACAUGUGACUGUUGACUGUUGCCUGCCGUCGUGUUGCAGGUGGGACUGUAGUAAAGGUCGGUGAACCAGGAUCACCGGUUCGGCUCCUGGACUGUGGGCGGAGCCUAAAAUGAACUCUGUUCAGACCCUCUCUCUAGCAGCCUUGACCAAGAUCCCUCAAAUGUGAGGUAUCAUCUUGGGAUAUUAAAAUGUUCUGUGUAUGUCUUUUAAAAGAGAUAUAUAUUAUUUGCCUUUAAAUCCAGUCUUGACUGCAGCGGUUUCAGUCAGUAACAUGAGCUGCUGCAAGAAAUUAUGUUUCACACAAUAAGUUCCGUGUCUACAGUACAUUAAAGUUAUUAGGUGGAACUGUAUGCGUUCUCGAGGAAAUUUUCUACUAUUCUUGUAAAUAUGAACUUCACAUCUUUAGCAAUAAAUAUGUUGACUGAAA
This is a messenger RNA of Myripristis murdjan (pinecone soldierfish), 3214 nucleotides long. It is a transcript of the gene ftsj3, whose product is annotated as FtsJ RNA 2'-O-methyltransferase 3. Gene Ontology annotation, cellular component: nucleus; nucleolus; preribosome, large subunit precursor. The transcript has 21 exons. The coding region runs from base 138 to 2744 and encodes 868 amino acids. Lineage: Eukaryota; Metazoa; Chordata; Actinopteri; Holocentriformes; Holocentridae. Gene Ontology annotation, molecular function: rRNA (uridine-2'-O-ribose)-methyltransferase activity; rRNA (guanine) methyltransferase activity. Gene Ontology annotation, biological process: rRNA methylation; maturation of LSU-rRNA from tricistronic rRNA transcript (SSU-rRNA, 5.8S rRNA, LSU-rRNA); maturation of 5.8S rRNA from tricistronic rRNA transcript (SSU-rRNA, 5.8S rRNA, LSU-rRNA). The record is from RefSeq and is a predicted model, not a curated record.